Messenger RNA from Calliphora vicina (urban bluebottle blowfly), 1319 nucleotides. RefSeq names its product alcohol dehydrogenase class-3 Fdh (gene Fdh). Gene Ontology annotation, molecular function: zinc ion binding; S-(hydroxymethyl)glutathione dehydrogenase [NAD(P)+] activity. Gene Ontology annotation, biological process: formaldehyde catabolic process. The record is from RefSeq and is a predicted model, not a curated record. NCBI's taxonomy places the organism in Eukaryota, Metazoa, Arthropoda, Insecta, Diptera, Calliphoridae. Gene Ontology annotation, cellular component: cytosol. Bases 135 to 1274 code for a protein of 379 amino acids. The transcript is spliced from 4 exons.
GAAAUAAAAUAACCAACUGUUUGACUGACUCCAUCUUAUAUGAAUUCAUUUGGCCGGCAAUUUGCUUUCGUGAUCAACUACAAAUUCUUCGUGUUCAGUUGAUAAGUAAAAUUCCAUAAACACGGGCGGUAAAUAUGUCAGCUACUGAGGGACAAGUUAUUAAAUGCAAAGCGGCUGUUGCUUGGGAGGCAAAGAAACCUUUGUCCAUCGAAGAGAUUGAAGUAGCCCCACCCAAGGCCAAUGAAGUACGCAUCAAAAUUACUGCUACUGGUGUCUGCCACACAGAUGCAUACACCUUAGGUGGUCUCGACCCCGAAGGUAUAUUCCCAGUUAUUUUGGGUCACGAGGGCGCCGGCAUUGUCGAAAGUGUUGGUGAAGGCGUUACCAAAUUCAAGCCAGGUGAUCAUGUCAUCCCUACCUACGUGCCUCAGUGUGACGAAUGUAAGUUCUGCAAAAGUCCUAAAACCAACUUGUGCCAGAAAAUUCGCUGUACUCAGGGACAAGGUGUAAUGCCGGACGGAACUUCAAGAUUUACCUGCAAAGGUCAGAAAUUGUUCCAUUUUAUGGGUACCUCCACAUUUUCGGAAUACACUGUUGUAGCUGAUAUAUCUUUGAGCAAGGUUGAUGAGAAGGCACCUUUGGAUAAAGUAUGUUUAUUGGGUUGUGGCAUACCAACAGGUUAUGGUGCAGCCAUCAACACUGCUAAGGUAGAACCUGGCAGUACUUGUGCUGUUUGGGGCUUGGGAGCUGUUGGUUUAGCCACUGCCAUGGGCUGCAAAAAGGCCGGAGCUUCUAAAAUCUACGGCAUUGAUAUUAACCCCGACAAAUUCGAGUUGGGCAAGAAGUUUGGUUUCACUGACUUUAUUAACCCUAAAGAUGUUGCAGAUAAGGGUCCCAUUCAAAACUUCCUCAUCGAUUUGAUGGAUGGUGGCUUUGACUAUACUUUCGAGUGCAUUGGCAAUGUCAACACUAUGCGUGCUGCUUUGGAAUCGACUCACAAGGGUUGGGGUACUUCAGUUAUCAUUGGUGUUGCAGCUGCUGGCCAGGAAAUCAGCACUAGACCAUUCCAACUAGUAGUGGGCCGCGUGUGGAAGGGUACCGCUUUUGGCGGUUGGAAGAGUGGCCGUGAUGUUCCCAAACUAGUUGAUGAAUACAUGAAAAAGGAAUUAUUGGUUGAUGAAUUCAUAACACACACUAUGGCUUUGGAUAAAAUUAAUGAGGCUUUCGAUUUAAUGCACGAAGGCAAAAGCAUUCGUAGCGUUGUGUAUUUUUAAUUUAAGCAACUUGUAGAUGAAUAAACAAUAUAAGAUUCUGAUAAA